GAGUGAGUUUAGCAUAUUAAACACACCCUUUGGUUUUCGUUCAUCCUUUCAUAUACUUAUCUCUCUCCCCCUCUCUCUCCCCCCCCCUCUCUCUCUCUCCUAUCUUUUGUGUUUAUACAUAACAUACCUGUGCGCCCGCCACCACUACCACUUCCUCUUUUAUCGUUCCAUCUCUCUCUAGCCCCCUUCGUUCUAUGCUCUUCUUACGCCUUUUUUCACCGCUCUCACAGAUUAUCCAGCGUGCACAUGGAGCAAAGUAAUUUCUUGACCAAGAUCAACAGUGCAUCUUUAUUUACCUUUUCUACAGAGAUCUGCUUGUAAUUUGUACAAUAUUGUGGAAAUGGCUGCUGAUCAGUGGAGGAAACGUUUAAGCUCUGCCAGUGUUGUUGGUUACACUUCUCGGCAGCAACACAGUAUGAAAAGGAAGAAAUUAGCAUCACCACAAUGUGAUGCAAGCAUCGCGUCUACUAUAGUUCUCGAGUGGGAUGACACUAGGAAGAGUGUCGUGGCCAAGAAGGAGCAGGUUGGCAUUGCGCAGAGAGAUUUGUCACCUUUUAUUGAUGCAGUUCCCAGUUGCCGCAAUAUAUUAGCUGACAUAGUCAAUGUUCCUCAAGGAACUUUUGACUUGGAAAAUUUGAGUGACGUGCUUUCGUUUGAGGUCUGGCAAACUCAUCUAUCUGAGAAAGAGAGAAGCUUCCUCACUCAGUUUCUGCCAGAAGGGACCGAGGCUCAACAAGUUGUCCAAGACUUGCUUGCGGGAGAUAAUUUUCACUUCGGGAAUCCAUUUAUAAAAUGGAGUUCCUCACUUUGUUCCGGUGAUCUUCAUCCUGAUGCUGUUCUUAAAAAGGAACAUCUUGUAAAGGCUAACAAGAAGGUGUAUUAUUCGGAGCUACAGAAUUACCAUUAUGAUAUGAUCAAGGAUUUACAGAUUCUGAAAGCAAGAUGGUCACAAAUGGAUCCUGAAAAUGAUAUUGGGCAAAAUUUCUGGAGGUCCAGGAAGCAUGUUGAGAAAGCUUUGCCGACUAAUGCAAAUAAAUUUGCAGUUCAUGAAUCUGACGAGAACCUUACAUCUGAAUCUUGUUCUUCAGCUGCGGGUGACAAAGCAUGUAGUGGUGAUGAAUUGAACUUUAGGUCACUGCAGGAGUCCCAGAAGCGAAAAGGCUCUAUGGAGGAUUUUCAUGAUGAUGCAUCUGAUGGUCUCAAAGUGGUAGCAAGGAAAAGAAAGGGAGAAAAAAUACAGAUGCGUAAUGUCCAGUCUGGUGAUGGUGCCAAGUAUAUGUCAUACAUCAAGGUUAGCAAGGAGCAACACCAACGUGUUAAGAGUAGUAUGAAGCAUUCUAGCAAUAGCAUUCAGUCCAAGUCACUUAAUCAUGUUUUAGGUGACAUUGAUACAUAUUAUGUGCAACCAUACAAAGUGUUUGAGGAGGAAGAGCGCCAUAAGUUGCAUGUGCACUGGUCAAAGUUGGCGAAUGUAGACAUUGCAGCAGCUCUGACAAAUUGGAGAAGAAGGCAAAUAGAAAAGCGGCAAGUGAUGCAAUCUUUAAGCAAAGAACUGGCUGAAGAUAAAAAGAGCAAUAAAAGCAUGUCAGAUGAUCAGGUUGGUGAUGAAGAAUCAGAUUCAAGUUCAACAGAGGAUGAGGGAAGCGAGAUAUCUAAUAGAUUGCUUGAGGAUCAAAUGAAUAAUGCAACUACAAAGCGUGAACCAUCCAUUGCGUUUGAGGAUGGAGAAGAACAAAGUCCCAAUUGCUUAUUUCACCAGCAAACUGAUAAUACAGCAGCAAUUAAUGAACCGGUUAUGGUUGAUGGAAGUGAUUGUGUUACCAUUUUCCCACAGAAUCAUGUGCAACAUAAUACUGUAGUGGGUGGUAAUGAUGUGUUUAAUGCGAUGGAUAUGGGUUCUGAUGAAAACAUAUUGCCCGGAGCUGAUGAUUUACUUCCUGAUGUAUCAAAUUUUACAGAAAACAUGAGCCAGUUGGAAGUUCCUCUAAGCCAGGAAAACCCUCUAUCUGUUGCUUGUGAUGUUUGGCCAGCAGCUAGCAUGUCAAAUGCCUACUACAACCCUACUCAUGUAAGUCGUGAUUACUCAUCUGCGAAUGAUUUUUCACGUGGGUAUUCACAAGUUAUGGAAGAGCAUCCCACUCAGCUGAUAAAUCUAAAAACUGACAUGCGGAAAGUAGAUAAUGGGAAAGAUUUGAUGAGUAGACAAGCAGAUGAUAUUUUCUUAGGUUCUUACCCUAAUCAAGUGCAAAGUGAGCAAUUUCAAUCAUUCUUCAGGGGGCCAGGCAGUUCACAGUAUAACUAUGAGCAGAAACCUGCACUGUUAAGUUUUCAGCCACUAGCAAAUAUGAUGAUUGAAAAUAGUCAACCUGUGGGACAUUUCAAGGAGCAGCUGCAUCCCGUGGCACUUGAUCAGAGGUUGAAGGAUCCUUUCAUGCAUCAGAGCAUACAAGAGAAUAUGCGUUUAGAUGGCCUUAGGCAUGCACUUCCAAGGCAAGAUCACUUCUCGGCCCCUCUUGCCCCCUCGAAUCUUAACAUGCAGAAUUGGGGUGCGGUUGCGAAUACCAUACAACUUUCAGGAGUAUCCCAAUCUCAUCCGAUUGGUGAUGAAAUGUCAAGUCAUAAUUGGAUUUCUGGAGAGAGUCAAGGCCGUGGUGGUUGGUCUGGUCUAGAAAACACUAUUUGCCAAAACCAGAGCUCUGUAAAUGGAGGUAUUGGAGAUCAGAGCUUGUUUAGUGUUUUAUCUCAUUGCAAUAACUUGAAUCCUUCUCCUAGUCCUCGUACUUCAUUCAUCCCUGAACAACGAUUUAAUCAGCCUGUGAACUACAAUGUCGCGGUUCCUACAAGUAAUAUAUUACCACAGAUGGUUAAUCAACGUAGCUACUUGAAUGUGCAAGACACUUCAAGUGGCCUAAAGGGCAACAAUAUGGGAUGGACAAGCCUGCCACAUCAGAAUACUCCUGUACCUGAUUCUACGGGUAAGCCGUACUUGAGGUACUGGAAUCACUAAGGAUAUUUCUUUGUUACUUAAAGUUUUGAUGGUGAGAAAAGGCUUUAUGUGAAAGCUGUUAUACAAAGAAGUUGAGAUAGGAUUAUAUACAUAAAUACACAAGAGCCGAUCUGAUGCCAUGUACAUACAGGUUCUUUGUGGAUUUUGGUUCCAUAGUUAGACAGCUCUACCUUUCGUGGAUUUUAGUUUUGUGUUAGUUUUUAAUCACAUAGUUAAGACCGUUAACUUUUUUGGGGAUU
Daucus carota subsp. sativus is the source of this 3246-nucleotide messenger RNA. RefSeq lists its product as uncharacterized. Gene Ontology annotation, cellular component: Ino80 complex. The record is from RefSeq and is a predicted model, not a curated record. The coding region runs from base 341 to 3007 and encodes 888 amino acids. NCBI's taxonomy places the organism in Eukaryota, Viridiplantae, Streptophyta, Magnoliopsida, Apiales, Apiaceae. The transcript is spliced from 12 exons.